Blepharisma stoltei is the source of this 1170-nucleotide messenger RNA. Lineage: Eukaryota; Ciliophora; Heterotrichea; Heterotrichida; Blepharismidae. The record is from the annotation of a GenBank genome assembly.
AUGUCAGAGUCUCCACAGCUCAGAAAUGAAAGUAUCAAAUUUGAGUGUUUGGCAGGCCGUAUGAUGCAAGUUGAAGGAAAAGUAAAGCCAGAUCAGAGGAAGGGAAAAAUAAGACUUAGUUUAGAUGAUCAAGGGAUGAUGCAUUUUCAAUGGAUUGAUCUGGCUACUGGGAACAUUGAAGAAGAUAUAGUAGUAUUUACUUUUGAUGGAUUCUAUAAAGUUUUACAGACAAAAAGUAGAGUUUAUUUGCUUGAAUACUCUGGAGAAAGAGCCUUCUAUUGGUUUCAAGAACCAGAUCCUUCAAAAGAUCUAGACAUCUGCAAAUCUAUUGACGACCUCAUAAAAAAUCAAGAAAUCAACGAUGAUCCUGAGCCCGCUUCAAUUCCAGAGCCUCAAAGACCUCAGCCCGACAACGCGAAUCCUCUAGCUAAAAUUUUAGCCCAAUUUUCUCAAGGACGUAUCGAGCAUACCCCAUCCCUUGAUAAAAUUCUGACCCCAGAAGUCCUCGAUUCUCUUUCUCAAGACCCUGAAUUUCAAGAAGUUUUAAUCCCGUAUCCUUUACUCAGAUAUUUACCUGAAGGACAAAAUUCAGCUGAUUUUUUACGAGAAAAUCUCCUUACUCCCCCCCUUCGUGAGUGAACAAAACCAUUAGAAAAAUCGCUAUUUUUUGCCCAAAAGUGAACAAAAAUUUUUUUAAUAGAAAAUUUUUUUUAUGAAAAAAAAAAAUUUGAGAUAUAAGUGAUAUUUAGUAUAAUGAAAUCUAGAGCUGAUUCUGUUUAAUUUAAACGAAUUGCUUUUUUAAAACAUAAAUUUUAUAUAUUUGCUUUCAAAUUUUGCGAAUUAGGAUUUUUUUUAAAUUUCGAAAAAAAAAUAUUUUUAUAAAAAUUUAUAUAUAAAUUUUUUUAAAAAAAAAAUUAACCCCCCUCCGUGAUUGAACAAAAUUUUUUUGUUCACUCACGAAGGGGGGGAGUUAGCCCUCAGCUUCAGCAAGCUUUAAAAGUGAUUUCUGCUGCAAUAAAUAGCGAAGCAGGACUUGCUGUGAUAAGUUCAUUAGGACUUCAUCAAUACAUUCCUCCCAUGAAUGAAUACGGAGAUUGUAAGAAUUAUUUAGUUAUCGAUGCUUUGAUUAAAGCUAUACAAAGGAAAGCAGACGCAAACAGAAGGGAAUAA